AUGUGUCCUGAAGAAGUCACACUGUCGAACCCAAUCCUGUACUUCCUGUUCCUGGAGCCCGGAUGGCUUUGUGCCAACCUUGUCUUGCCCUCCUCUAGGUCUCCCUUGGCACCUCACUCGAAUCAUUGUGCUCUGUCCACAAAGCUAACUGGCCCUUGCACACAUGGGCUGGGUCAAGGGCAGGGGCUGCACACCUGGACACGGCCUGUAGGGGGCGGGGAAGAGAGGACUCAUUUAUUGAGGAGGAGUGUCGUAGGAGAGAAAGAAUUCAGUUUUCAGGAAGCAGCAAACCUGAAAUAUGGCAUCCAUUCUUCCUUACACUGGGCAACAUAG
Pipistrellus nathusii (Nathusius's pipistrelle) is the source of this 333-nucleotide messenger RNA. The record is from the annotation of a GenBank genome assembly. NCBI's taxonomy places the organism in Eukaryota, Metazoa, Chordata, Mammalia, Chiroptera, Vespertilionidae.